AUGAUCUUUUGCAGAGGCCAAGUUGGGCAUCUAACGUGGUGGUCGCUGUUGAACGACCAACGGAAAUACUUUGUACCGGUCGCAUUGUCAGUUGGACCAUUAAUACGGCCAUAUUUCAACUUGAUCACCCUCUCGACGGCCUCCGACAACGGCACAUAUGAAAUAUGGCUCGUCAGCCGGCGUCAGCGCAGCUGCAGUCGACAGAGAACGAAGGAGGCCUGCAGUGGUGACGGUGGUCAGCGGAUAGCCGCCAUCAACCUUGUUCGACCAAACCUAGAGGGUGCUGCGCUGCGCCGCGCCGCGCCGCGCCUGACCUCCACGUACGACGUAUGGAAGCUGGAUGUGUGGAUGCAUGUGCCCAAGAGUGCACUGCAGCAGUUGAUCGAAUGCGCACAAUUGACGGAUGACGUGAUUUAG
Messenger RNA from Soboliphyme baturini, 417 nucleotides. Lineage: Eukaryota; Metazoa; Nematoda; Enoplea; Dioctophymatida; Soboliphymatidae. The record is from the annotation of a GenBank genome assembly.